CCGGCCAGUACGUACCUUUUUUUUUUUACAUACUUUUGAUUUUCGAACCGUGUUGAAAUACGUACCCUUUACGUACUGAGCCGUGCUGGCCAAGAAGACCAAGCUUCCAUAUUGGGUGGGACUUUGGUGUCAUCGCAGACACUUUUGACGCCUCACUUCCUCGUCAUCAACCACAGACUCGUCACUCUCGCCACUGCCUCCGCCUUUGCCAGCGAGGGCGGCCACCGAAGGCAGCAGCUAUCGUCGGCAACGUUUGGUCAUCCCCUCUCUUCAACACCCAUCAGCGUCUCAACGUGUCCGAGAUACAUGGGAAAGACGACCGCGUGUCGAACCUCGCGUGCGGGCGCGUGGUGACAACUGGAGGCGGCGAGCUGCUGCGAUGAGCGCAACAAAUGUGCGGCAGUAGAAAACAAGAGACAAUUCCGCGUCCUUCUUUUUCCUUUUCGGCGUCGCAAUCAUGGCGAUUCCUGCCGGUCGCACGCUGUAUAAGAAAAAGGACGGCAUCCUGACCUUGUCUGGCGACAACCAAACGGUCACAUGGACACCCAACUCAGGAGGGCCUCCAACGGUCUCUCUGCCCGUCGCUAGUAUAACGAACCUGCAGCAGACCCCGGACAGCGCAGCCAAGGUGAUGCUCAAGAUAUUCGAGAAGUCGGAGAGCGGAGGCGACCCUGUCACGUAUUUAUUUCACUUCAACACCUCCGAGGCAAAGACGGAAGCCAAGUCAAUCAAGGACGUGCUUUCCCGCCUGUUGGCAGACCUUCGUGCAAAUGAUGCCAGCAUCCCGCGGCCGACCGCUACCGGGACACCGUCCGGCGCGGGCUCGUCGACUCCUGUCACCAACGGCAGCGGCAGCGCCUCCGCCUCUAUGGCCUUCGCCAGCGCGGUCAACGCGCAGCCGUCCUCGACCCGAUGGUUUGAUGACAGCCAGCUCAAAGUCGACAUUGAGCUUCAGCAGUCGCUCAUGAAGAAGGACCGAGCCCUAUAUCAGACGUACAUGGAGGCCAUGGCGGCCAAGCCGGAGUCUAUAUCCGGAGCCGCCUUCAACUCACAGUUCUGGUCCACACGGACGAACCUCUUGAGGGCACAUGCGAUUGAGAUCAAUCAGAAACGGGGCGCUUACAACGUGCUUUCCACGGUUAAGCCGCGCACCGUCGAUGGAGAGCUCAAGCUCAACAUCAGUGUCGAACAGGUCCAGAUGAUCUUCGCACAGCAUCCCCUGGUGAAGCGAAUCUACAAUGAGAAUGUUCCCAAGCUCUCCGAGGCCGAGUUUUGGUCACGCUUCUUCCUUAGCCGGCUCUCGAAGAAGUUAAGAGGAGAGCGUGUGACCGAUAAUGACCGUCCCGAUUCGCUCUUCGACAAGUACGACGUGAGCGAAAACACGGAAGGCUUCCAGAGUAAGAUCAUGGCGCAGAGCGUGCCACACAUCAUCGACAUUGAAGCGAACGAGGAGAACCAAGGCGGUUUCCGGUCCGGGAAUGCCAAGGACGUCGAGAUGCGGCCGAGGAGCAACAUCCCCAUCGUCAAGACUCUUAACAGCCUCAGCGAGAAAAUCAUGGCCAACGUUGCGCCAUCUGAUCCUACCGUUGACGAUAACCAAAGCACGUACCAUGAGCUGUCGCUGCGAGAUCUUCGGGGUGACACCCAAGAGCACCGCAUCAUGCUCAACGUGCAAGAGCAGAACAAAUUCUUCAACAAGCAGGACUCAGCGCCGUCGACGAAUGAGCGCAUCUUUUCGGCGCAGGUUCCGGCCGAGGUGCUGUCCCGCAUGAGAUCAAACCUUCGAGCCUUCGACGUCAACGGCACGGCUGAUCAUAGUGGUCUCCUUGCGACUGUUGAGUUCGACGACGAAAGUGACAGCGAUGACGAGGAGCGGAAACGGUCUCAAGUCGGUUCGCGUGCGGCCGUCAAGGCUGCCGAGAAGGAGGUCAUGUCGGGCAUUCUCCAGCAGCGAGCUCAGAAGUAUGGGCACGCCAGUGACGCAACGUCUCCGAUGGGCCUAUCCACCGGGAUGGUGGACAAGUGUGCCCUUACGCACGCUACGAGCAUCGAGUUCCUGCACCAGUUUUGGACCGCCUUCCUCUCGGGAGACCCGGACCGGGCCGCCGAGCUGCAGUACCUGGCCGAAUCCCUGAAGCGCUCUGCCGCGCGCAUCGCCGCCGUGGCGGACGAGGCAGAGACGGAGAGGGAGGCCGUCAUCCGGAGGCGCAAGCAGGAGAUCCGCGACCAUUUCGAGCGGACCGGGAAGAAGAUUCGGUGGAAAUCGGACAUGGUGGGCGGUGGGCGCGAUGCCGUGCUCAAGAUGAUGAAGCCCGCGCUAGACGCCUUGGACAAGGCGCAAGGGGACUACUCGAGGGCCCUUGCCGCCGAGGGCAUUCAGAUCUCGACGGAAUGAAAAGAGAUCCCCGGCCCGUACGUGGGGUACAGUUUCAAUGGACCCCUAACCACGAUAGUAUUAACGUAUGGCCCUGCCGCCAAGGAUUGAGCAAACCAGCCCUGGACUUUGCGAUACUCUCUUUGUUUGACGGGCGUAACACCACGAUUAAAAAUAAGAUGCUGCUACACGGUUCAAGCGUGUCGCGUUUUGGAAAGAAGGGGAAAAAAUAUGUACUACUAAAUACAACAUAUGAAACCGUAAAUGCCCCCACGAAUAUGAUGUGCAAUACGACGAGAUGAUUUCCCACGCCGCCUUUCUAACAUGGUCCCAGUGCUUGGAACCUUUUCCCCUUUGCGCCAGUCAUGCCAA
This is a messenger RNA of Purpureocillium takamizusanense, 2746 nucleotides long. RefSeq names its product RNA polymerase II transcription factor B subunit 1 (gene TFB1). The coding region runs from base 458 to 2395 and encodes 645 amino acids. Gene Ontology annotation, biological process: nucleotide-excision repair; transcription by RNA polymerase I; transcription by RNA polymerase II. NCBI's taxonomy places the organism in Eukaryota, Fungi, Ascomycota, Sordariomycetes, Hypocreales, Ophiocordycipitaceae. Gene Ontology annotation, cellular component: transcription factor TFIIH core complex; transcription factor TFIIH holo complex. The transcript has 2 exons. The record is from RefSeq and is a predicted model, not a curated record.